This is a messenger RNA of Centropristis striata (black sea bass), 1132 nucleotides long. RefSeq names its product cytoglobin-1-like. The record is from RefSeq and is a predicted model, not a curated record. The transcript has 3 exons. Gene Ontology annotation, biological process: oxygen transport. Gene Ontology annotation, molecular function: oxygen binding; heme binding; iron ion binding. NCBI's taxonomy places the organism in Eukaryota, Metazoa, Chordata, Actinopteri, Perciformes, Serranidae. Bases 134 to 673 code for a protein of 179 amino acids.
GGAAGCAGGGUUUUCUUGCAAAGAAAGACACAUAAACAAGAAAAAAGGUAGAGAUUUAUUUUGAGGGAGGGGGUUACUGUCAUCAGCCCUGCCUUCUGCACGUGCUCAUCUCUGCACACUACUGUGUUCCCAGAUGGAGAGGAUGCAAGGAGAGGGAGAGGGGGACCACCUGGAACAACCAAGCCCACUGACAGAGAAGGAGAAGGUGAUGAUCCAGGACUCCUGGGCAAAAGUCUACCAGAACUGUGAUGACGCUGGGGUGGCCAUUCUUGUCAGGCUGUUUGUGAACUUUCCCUCAUCCAAGCAGUUCUUCAGCCAGUUCAAGCACAUCGAGGAGCCAGAGGAACUGGAGCGGAGCGCCCAGCUUAGGAAGCAUGCUCACAGAGUCAUGAAUGCCCUCAAUACACUGGUGGAGAGCCUUGACAACUCAGACAAGGUGGCCUCAGUGCUGAAGCUGGUGGGCAAGGCCCACGCACUCCGACACAAGGUGGAGCCUGUGUACUUUAAGAUCCUGAGUGGUGUGAUACUGGAGGUCCUCGGAGAAGCGUUUUCAGAGGUGGUGACACCAGAGGUGGCCGCUGCAUGGACCAAACUCUUGGCUACGGUCUGCUGUGGCAUCACAGCUGUCUAUGAGGAAGUGGGCUGGACUAAGCUCUCAACAUCAACUGGGUGAAGCUCUUUGUCUGGGUUUUUUGGACCAUGAACUCCCAAAGACUUCUAAUGUUUGGGCCCAUGGCCUCGUAAGAGAGGGAUUAAUUCACUGUACUGACCUUUAAAGGGAAGAAAUGUAUCUGGGGACAUUUAUACAGUUUAUUGUAAUCUAAGAUAAUCAUGGACUAUGGGAGUGUGUGUGUGUGUGUGUGGGUGUGUGUGUGUGUGAGAGAGAGAGAGAGAGACAGAGAGAGAGAAAGAGAGGGAGAGUAGAUGUAAAAUUAUAAAGCUCUCCUCUGUGUUUUUAUACUUGUGUAAAGGACCAAACAAUUUAAAGGUAUAUUAUGCAGGAUUUUGGGAAAAAAAUAUGUACAGACUCAAAAAUAAUCCCUCUCAAUCAUCACAUAUGACGCCAUAGAAGUGUGUGGCGGUGUCUGUAUCAGCAUAGAGCCUGCCAUCUGUCUUUGUUUUCUCUUUUCUU